Molecule: messenger RNA, 960 nt
Organism: Phytomonas sp. Hart1
Lineage: Eukaryota; Euglenozoa; Kinetoplastea; Trypanosomatida; Trypanosomatidae
Source: the annotation of a GenBank genome assembly
AUGCAAACCUUACAGAAAACUGAUGGUGGGGAUUUCACCACCACGACCUACAACGAGGUGGAGUGGUCCCAUAGCGCGAUCACCCCUAAGGGGGGUGCUGUGGUGUUUUUAAGGGAUGCCGAGUCGGACAAGGAGCAAUUCCUUCCCAUUUACCACCCCCACAGCAUCACACUGCGGGAUUUGGCCGAGGAGUUUAACAUCAGUAGCGUGCUGGAGUGUGACGCGGAGGGCAGUAUUCAGCCCCGCACCGUCGCGUUGGAUUCCCCCUCGGAUAUCCUGCACGCGGGGCGGCACUACAUCGCUCACCGCGACGCCAGGUCGGAGGCGGGGGCCAAUCGCGUAACCUUUCGCGGACGAAUCGUCGUCAAGGAGUAUGAGCUUGAUCACCCCACUCCCAUCUCGUCCGGCACUUCUUUUAUGCCAAACUUCAGUAACAAGGGCGGGAUCGAGGAAAGGACGGGCCCUGACGACUCAUCCCAGGACACGAAACCCCAUCAAGCGACCGGCGGGAAUCCGAAUAAGGAAAAUGAAUUGGACGGGUUGUCUAUUCAUUCUCUCCCGCGUGUGGCGACAUUGGGAAGUACCGAUAGGCGAAAACGCCCACGCGCGGAUGGGGUGGACCAAGUUUCGAAGGAUCACCCAAUCUCGCAUCGCCAUGAAGCGGGCUGUACGGCCGUCGGGCAGGUUUGUUCAACAAGCUCUAAUGACAGUACUUGUAGAGGGGAGCUGUCAAUCCCUUUGGAAUGUAGCCAGCCUGAUAACCAACCAGUUGUGCGCUUCUUACCUUUCAAAGCGGACCUACACGGUGAUGGUGUCCAAGUAUUGAUUCAGUUAGAGGACCUUAAAGUCCUUUGUGAGCAAGUUGAUACGCAAGAAGCUGAGUUUCUUAGGCGCCGCGAAGGGGCUGAAAAGAUUCUGGAAGAGUCUAGGAACCUACUGAAGCUUUUGAAAAGGGUUUAA